This is a messenger RNA of Manduca sexta (tobacco hornworm), 2015 nucleotides long. Its product is annotated as peroxidase. The record is from RefSeq and is a predicted model, not a curated record. Gene Ontology annotation, molecular function: heme binding; peroxidase activity. NCBI's taxonomy places the organism in Eukaryota, Metazoa, Arthropoda, Insecta, Lepidoptera, Sphingidae. The transcript is spliced from 12 exons. The coding region runs from base 53 to 1972 and encodes 639 amino acids. Gene Ontology annotation, biological process: response to oxidative stress.
UGAAGAUACAUUUAGUAUUCAAUUUCCAACAAGAAAGGUACUGUUAUUAAACAUGAUUGUGUAUAGGUUAUACACGACUUCAAUAUUUUUACUCUGCGGAGUAUUAAUAGUAAAUUCUAUAUGUCCUUUUGGCAUCUAUAGAGUUCCGGAAACGCAAGAAUUUAAAUUAAUUUUAAGUUCAGAAAAAUCGGCAAUAGCUGAUAACAGCACGUGCAAGAUGGCUACAUCUUGCGUCAAAUCUCGCUAUCGUACUAUAGAUGGUACGUGCAAUAAUCUGAAUAAACCAACGUGGGGUGCUGCUUCGAUGCCCUACGCGCGUAUUCUUCCUGCUAAAUAUGGAGAUGGUAUUAGCUCUUUUCCUAAAUCAUCCUCUGGUUGUCCUUUACCAAACGCUCGUGAGUUACGGUUCGACCUCUUCCCAGAUAAAGCACGUGAUAAUAUGGAUUAUACGUUAGUUACGAUGCAAUGGGGCCAAGUCGUUGCUCACGACAUGUCUUUGACUGCAAGCGUUUCACAAACAGAGAAUUCGAAAUUCACAUGUUGCAAUGCUAAUGGGAAUUUUAAUGAAAAUACAUACACAAAUCCUAAUUGCGCACCGAUUAACAUAUCCAGAAAUGAUCCAGUUUAUGGCCCUAUAAACAAAGUGUGCAUGGAUUUAGUAAGAACCGACACAACAAAAUAUGAAAAUUGCACGGGACCGUUCUCUCCUGCUGAACAAUUAUCAGCAGUAACAGCUUACUUAGACUUGUCUAUUGUGUACGGAAACACAAAGGCCAAGGAAAUAGAGCUUCGUGCAUUGGAUGGUGGCCGUUUGAAAUCUGUGACGCGCGACGGACAGGAAUGGCCCCCGCAAGACUCACAGCCCGAACAAACUUGCGACUUGCUAGAAACACCACAAUCACCUUGUUAUGCCGCUGGUGACGUGAGGGUGAACCAAAAUACUCAGCUAACUAUACUUCAAGUGUUGUUACUUAGAGAGCAUAAUCGCAUGGCCGACAUUUUGCGUCAAUUAAAUCCUCAUUGGAGUGAUGAGGUCAUAUUUCAAGAGACUCGUCGUUUACUAAUAGCGAUAGCACAGCGCAUCACUUAUUAUCAUUACCUUCCUAAUAUACUUGGUUACGAGAACAUGGUUAAACAUAAGUUGAUAUAUUCUAAUGCAUUGGGAUAUGUAAACGACUACGAUUCUAAAGUGGAUGCGACGGUCUUCAACGAACACGCUACCAGCGCGUUUAGAUAUUUUCAUACAAAUAUCCAAGGAAUUCUCAAAAAAUACUUCGAAAAUCGAAUGAUGGCGGGUUUUAUACUACUUAGCGAUCAUUUUAAUAAUCCUACAGUGCUGGAACGGGACGAUGGAUAUACUAAAUUAGCUAGAGGGUUUACUGUUCAAAUGGAAGCAGAAGGUGACAAAUAUUUUGAUGUGGAAGUGUCUGAACGUUUAUUCAAAAUGGGAAACAAAUUGGGCGAUGAUUUACGUGCAAUUGACAUCCAACGUAGUCGCGACCAUGGUUUACCGAGUUAUAGAGACAUGAGGGCUGCGUGUGGCCUCCCUGUGCCUCACACGUUUCAGGACGUGGAGAAGUACAUUCCUCCUGAGAGCGUACGUCAGUUACAACAAAUGUACGCAGAAGUAGGCGACAUAGACCUUAUAGUUGGUGCUUCUUUAGAAUAUAAGGUUCCUGGUGCACAAGUUGGGCCUACUUUCCUUAUUAUUUCAACCUCACAAUUCUACAAAACGCGCGUUGGCGAUAGUUUUUUUUUCGAGACUGGCGAUCCCGACAUCGCUUUUACUCCAAGUCAAUUGCAAUCGAUUCGCGACGGAGCUUCAUUAGCACGGUUGUUGUGCGAUAACGUCAAGGGCAUGAUGAACGUUCAGUCCGACGUGUUCAAGAAAAUAUCGUACAGGAAUCCGAUUGUAUCUUGCCUUCGACUGCCUCGUGUAAAUCUAGCGUUGUGGAAAGAAGAAAAAUUAUAAUUUAAUAAAAGUUCUUAAAUUCGGUUUUAAUUUUUAUAAAAGA